AUGCAUUGUAUGCCUAUUAUAUUCCAGGCACUGUUAGGCAAUGUUUUAUCUUAUGUUGGUCUCAUUACAGUCUUGCAAAGCAUAUCUACAAAUCCAUGUUUCACAGAGAAGUACACCAAACUCAUCAUGAUUGAAGACAAUAAGGAAAAUAAAGACCAUUCCCUAGAAAGAGGAAGGGCGACUCUCAUUUUUUCCUUGAAGAAUGAAGUUGGUGGACUAAUAAAAGCACUGAAAAUCUUCCAGGAGAAACAUGUGAGCCUGUUACAUAUUGAGUCCCGAAAAUCAAAGAGAAGAAACUCAGAAUUUGAGAUCUUUAUUGACUGUGAUAUCAACAGAGAACAAUUGAAUGAUAUUUUUCAUCUGUUGAAGUCCUACACUAACGUUCUCUCUGUGAAUCCACCAGAUAAUUUUACUGUGAAAGAAGAUGGUAUGGAAACUGUUCCUUGGUUUCCAAAGAAGAUUUCUGACCUGGAUCAUUGUGCCAACAGAGUUCUGAUGUAUGGAUCUGAACUGGAUGCAGACCAUCCUGGCUUCAAAGACAAUGUCUACCGUAAAAGACGAAAGUAUUUUGCAGACUUGGCUAUGAACUAUAAGCAUGGAGACCCCAUUCCCAAGGUUGAAUUCACUGAAGAGGAGAUUAAGACCUGGGGAACCGUGUUCCGAGAGCUGAACAAACUUUACCCAACCCAUGCCUGCAGAGAGUAUCUCAAAAACUUACCUUUGCUUUCUAAAUAUUGUGGAUACCGGGAAGAUAAUAUCCCACAAUUGGAAGAUGUCUCAAACUUUUUAAAAGAGCGCACAGGUUUUUCCAUCCGUCCUGUGGCUGGUUACUUAUCACCAAGAGAUUUCUUAUCAGGUUUAGCCUUUCGAGUUUUUCACUGCACACAGUAUGUGAGACACAGUUCAGACCCUCUCUAUACCCCAGAGCCAGAUACCUGCCAUGAACUCUUAGGUCAUGUCCCCCUGUUGGCUGAACCUAGUUUUGCUCAAUUCUCCCAAGAAAUUGGCCUGGCUUCUCUUGGAGCUUCAGAGGAGGCUGUUCAAAAACUGGCAACGUGCUACUUUUUCACUGUGGAGUUUGGUCUCUGUAAACAAGAUGGGCAGUUGCGAGUCUUUGGUGCUGGAUUACUUUCUUCGAUCAGUGAACUUAAACAUUCACUUUCUGGACAUGCCAAAGUAAAGCCCUUUGAUCCCAAGAUUACCUGCAAACAGGAGUGUCGCAUCACAACUUUUCAGGAUGUGUACUUUGUAUCUGAAAGCUUUGAAGAUGCAAAAGAGAAGAUGAGAGAAUUUACCAAAACAAUUAAGCGUCCGUUUGGAGUGAAGUAUAAUCCAUAUACACGGAGUAUUCAGAUCCUGAAAGACACCAAGAGCAUAACCAGUGCCAUGAAUGAACUGCAGCAUGAUCUUGAUGUUGUCAGUGAUGCCCUUGCGAAGGUCAGCAAGCAGCUGAGCAUCUGA
This is a messenger RNA of Puma concolor (puma), 1461 nucleotides long. It is a transcript of the gene TPH1, whose product is annotated as tryptophan hydroxylase 1. Gene Ontology annotation, biological process: aromatic amino acid metabolic process; serotonin biosynthetic process. The record is from RefSeq and is a predicted model, not a curated record. Gene Ontology annotation, molecular function: iron ion binding; tryptophan 5-monooxygenase activity. NCBI's taxonomy places the organism in Eukaryota, Metazoa, Chordata, Mammalia, Carnivora, Felidae. Gene Ontology annotation, cellular component: neuron projection.